This is a messenger RNA of Ixodes scapularis (black-legged tick), 2104 nucleotides long. Its product is annotated as phospholipid phosphatase 6. NCBI's taxonomy places the organism in Eukaryota, Metazoa, Arthropoda, Arachnida, Ixodida, Ixodidae. The record is from RefSeq and is a predicted model, not a curated record. Gene Ontology annotation, molecular function: sphingosine-1-phosphate phosphatase activity. The transcript has 3 exons. The coding region runs from base 565 to 1233 and encodes 222 amino acids.
UUGGGUGAGUUCAUGUUUUAGUCUUCCGUUCCGUAUGCGUUAACCUUGCCACAGUUUCCGACAGCUAAUGUUUAGAGUUUAAACGUAUAAUUAUUAAUCAGAAGCUUCAAUUUACCAUGUCGACUUUGUAUGUCUAGCAACCCGCCGAUCCCCCACAUUACUAUUGUUCGAGACCGGAAUCGGUACUCCUGAGUGUCGCCAGCGUUCUUCACAGCUUGUCCGUAGAUUUUGAAAUCGCAGCUAUCCUAAAUAUAAACACCAUCCAAUGUUAUGGAGUCAUUCCUAUGUUCGUUUGCUCCAGGUUUCGCCAGGCAUAUUUUGUUUGUAGCGAACUAUUCUUAGGUCGCGAUCGGCGGUGCUACCCAAAACAUAUUUCGAGUCGUAGCGGUAGAAGUCCACAAAUGAGCCUUGACAGGUUGCGAAAAACCAGACUGCUUGAUUUGCACCCAGCAUACUCCAACCUUAGUUAAUUUGUUUGGAUGCAAACGCCGUAUCUUAGUACCUACAUGUUUAUUCAGGCCCUCCUGAAACUCCGAGCAACCUGGUUGCCGAAGGAGUAGCCACAUGGCACAGCCUUCUGGACCUCCCCCCGGCUGGAAGAGCCACCCUACUCUGCUCUGCCUGAAGGACCUCGACGAGAGGGUCUCCUCACGGCUGUUCCUGGCCUCUGCGGCACACUCCCCCUGGGGCCACCUGCGGCCCUCCUUGAUGCUUCUGGAGUACUCUGCUCACGGCAUCCCUUGGCUCAUGGGCACAUGCUCCCUCAUCUGGUUCGUCAGUGACAGAGACUCUGAGGCAUUCUAUGUCAACCUGCUCUUGGCCCUUAUACUGGAUCUCAUCGCCGUCGGCUGCAUCAAGGCCAUCGCCCGGCGCAAACGUCCCCCUGCGAACAAAAACGACAUGUUCGUCACAGUGUUGAUGGACAUGCACUCCUUUCCUUCGGGUCACGUGUCCCGCGUUGUUCUUCUAUCCUGCAUUGUGCUUUACCUCACCUCGCUCUUUGGGCUCUUUAAAUUCGUCUUCCUCAUCUGGUGCCUUGCGUUGGCGGCUUCACGGGUGCUCCUUGGGAGGCAUUACGUUGGAGAUGUGUGCGGUGGCGCCAUCCUAGGACUAAUCGAGUACUACGUCAUCACAGGCAUCUUCUGGAUGAACACAGAGACUGCCCUGGCCUUUGCGUCCUACUUUACAACAUUUGACAGCCUUCACGGUGGGAUUAACGAGGUCGAGGUUUGACCGCCUGGUUCAUUUGAAGUUGCGAGUCUCAAUUCGUGUUACAAGAAGGACGAAGUUUUAUGCUGGUAACAUGAUCAAACGGUGGAACAAAUAUGCGCCCGGUGGCGCAUGCCGGACGCCAUAAAUAUGGUUCUGGUUUGGGACAUUGGCUGGCAUGGUCACUCUUUCAUGAUCCCAUCCUCGUCCUUUCAUGAUCCCAUCCUCGUCGCCAAAAUGUGGUGCUUUCGGUGGCACCGCAGAAAAGUGAUCAUGCUGGCCAAUUGUGUUCUAAACCAGGAUGCUUUUUUACUUCAAAACACAAACAAAGAGAAAUGUGUGAUAAUGACUGAUAUUGAUGAACAACCUGCUGCUGCAGUUGGUGAUGAUGAGGGAAAUGGUUCCAACAUGUAAUCAAGAAUACAACUUGGCUCUCUUUUGCAGAGUGUCAUGUCCGUUAGAAAUUGUAACGAGGAGACACCAGGUUACGCAGCUGCUAACCCAUGCUGGCUUGGUUUGUGGAAACCUGAGUGGCACGGGUGAAUUGUCACACUAUUGUGCUCCUUGUUAUGCUAACAUUAUUGCCUACAUGGCUGUGAAGUGGUCGGAGUGUUGAAUUUGAACAAUGGGAGGCUGCUUGAACCUGAUCAAGAUUGAGGAAAGAAUAAACAUGUAGGACAAAGACAACACAACCAAACCUUUCUGAAAGAUGUGGUUGUGUUGUCUUCAUUCUACAUCUUUAUUCUUUCUUCAAUCUUGGCCUGCACCAACACACUCUUUGUCUAUUAAUAUGUAACCUGAUCACUGUCAGUGUUGCUGAGGUGUGCAGAGCGGUGAAUUAAUGUUGGUGUUGAUCUGCCAGGCAGAAACAGCAUAAAAUCAUUUAUGCCGUUUC